Messenger RNA from Lotus japonicus, 5565 nucleotides. Its product is annotated as outer mitochondrial transmembrane helix translocase-like. The record is from RefSeq and is a predicted model, not a curated record. Gene Ontology annotation, molecular function: ATP binding; ATP hydrolysis activity. The transcript is spliced from 8 exons. Lineage: Eukaryota; Viridiplantae; Streptophyta; Magnoliopsida; Fabales; Fabaceae. Gene Ontology annotation, cellular component: mitochondrial outer membrane. The coding region runs from base 1 to 765 and encodes 254 amino acids.
AUGAGACGUAUUAAUGAGCUGCUGAAGGAGCAGCUUAAUCAAGAUGCUGAGGAUCUCAAAGUGAAAAGGAAUGAGCUUGCUUUGGUCCGACGCGGAAUAGAAUGUGCUGGAAUCCAAAACUUGCGUAUUAAGGGUUUGCUACUUACAAGCGAAAGUGCAGACAAGGUGGUUGGUUGGGCUUUAACCCAUCACGCCUUGCAUUCAAACCUUGUAUUGUCCGCUGAGAGUAUCCUACAUGGACUUCAGUUGUUGAACUCUAACAAUAAUGAAUCAAAGAAGGUUUUUAAGGACCUUGUAUUUGAAGACGAAUAUGAGAAGAGGCUCCUGGAUAAUGUCAUCACACCUAGUGACAUUGGUGUUAGUUUUAAUGAUAUUGGGGCUCUUGAAGAUGUGAAGGAUACACUGAAGAAAUUGGUGAUGCUCCCCGUACAAAGGCCUGAGCUCUACACCAAGGGGAAAUUAACCAAGCCGUGCAGAGGUAUCCUUUUAUUUGGUCCCCCGGGAACAGGUAAAACAAUGCUUGCAAAGGCAAUUGCUACUGAAGCUGGGGCAAACUUUAUCAACAUUUCUCUGUCUAGCAUUACUUCUAAGUUUAAUGGCGAGGAGGAGAAAUUUGUGAAAGCUAUGUUCUCUGUGGUGAGGAAAAUUUCUCCUACUGUUAUAUUUGUCGAUGAAGUAAGCAUUUUUUCUUAUAAGUGUAAUUAUAUUGGUUUUAUUUAUUCAUUGACUAUUGGGAUGAACUACCCUAUCAAUUAUGCUACUUGAGGCCUUUCUGUUUCUGCAUUGGAUUAUUCUCAUCUGGUUUGUGCUGAGGAGUAUUAGGUUUUGUUGCUGUCACUUUUGUUGUUGUUAAUUCUGUGCCUGUUAGCGUUGUGGGAAUGAGCUAAACAUGUCAGAUGUGUGCUGCUGUUGAUCUUUUCUGCUGUGGUUCUGUUGCUGUUACUUUUGAUGCUGUUAAUUCGGUGCCGGCUUGCGUUGUGGGAAUGAGUUGAACAUGUCAGAUGUGCUGCUGUUGAUCUUUUCUGUUGUGGUUCUGUUGCUGGUACUUUGAUGCUGUUAAUUAUGUGCCUGUUUGUGUUGUGGGAAUGAGUGAACAUAUCAGAUGUGUGCUGCUGAUCUUUUCUGCUGUGGUGUGUGUUGCUAUUGGACCAGCAUGAUUCAUGUUGGUUUCUUGUUUUUUCUUUCUUUUCCUGUUACUGUUUGUUCCUUUCUUGUUCUUUUUUUUUCUUUUUCUUUGAUGUGUAGUUUUGUACUAUGAACUUUAACUCACUUGGGAGAGUGUGUUCCCAAGAUUUCUUAAUAUUUUAUAUAUCAUUUCUCCUUUCAAAAAAAAACUUCACCCGCUUUGUUUCAGGCAGAUAGCUUGUUGAGUCACAGGGGAAAUCCAAGGGAGAGCGAAAAACUUCGGAAGUUAAAGAACGAGUUUAUGGUGAACUGAGAUGGUUUACUGACUAAAAAUACUGACCUAUCUCUAUUUAACCAAAAUCUAACAAAGAGAUAAAAAGAAACUAAAUCUAUCUAAAACUAAGAUAGAUUUAGAGAUAGGUUUAGAUAGAUUUAGUUUCUUUUUAUCUCUGCUAGAUUUUGGUUAAAUAGAAAUAGGUCAGUAUUUUUAGUCAGUAAACCAUCCCAGUUCACCAUAAACUCGUUCUUCAACUUCCGAAGUUUUUCGCUCUCCCUUGGAUUUCCCCUGUGACUCAACAAGCUAUCUGCCUGAAACAAAGAGGGUGAAGUUUUUUUUUGAAAGGAGAAAUGAUAUAUAAAAUAUUAAGAAAUCUUGGGAACACACUCUCCCAAGUGAGUUAAAGUUUAUAGUACAAAACUACACAUCAAAGAAAAGAACAAGAAAGGAACAAACAGUAACAGGAAAAGAAAGAAAAAAUAGGAAACCAACAUGAAUCAUGUUGGUCCAAUAGCAACACACACCACAGCAGAAAAGAUCAGCAGCAGCACACAUCUGAUAUGUUCACUCAUUCCCACAACACAAACAGGCACAUAAUUAACAGCAUCAAAGUACCAGCAACAGAACCACAACAGAAAAGAUCAACAGCAGCACAUCUGACAUGUUCAACUCCUUCUCACAACGCAAGCAGGCACCGAAUUAACAGCAUCAAAAGUAACAACAACUGAACCACAGCAGAAAAGAUCAACAGCAGCACACAUCUGACAUGUUUAGCUCAUUCCCACAACGCUAACAGGCACAGAAUUAACAGCAACAGAACCUAAUACUCCUCAGCACAAACCAGAUGAGAAUAAUCCAAUGCAGAAACAGAAAGGCCUCAAGUAGCAGAAUUGAUAGAGUAGUUCAUCCCAAUAGUCAAUGAAUAAAUAAAACCAAUAUAAUUACACUUAUAAGAAAAAAUGCUUACUUCAUCGACAAAUAUAACAGUAGGAGAAAUUUUCCUCGCCACAGAGAACAUAGCUUUCACAAAUUUCUCCUCCUCGCCAUUAAACUGAAGCCAAAAGGGCAACAACUUAAGUUUUCAAGAAGGAGUUAGGUAAAAUUUCAUGUGAUUCAGUUAAAAAAACAGAAAUUCCAUUAUUGCUAAAUUUAUUCAUGUGAUUCUAUUAAGAAUGACAAAGAGGUAAAGGUGGAGAACAAAACCGAUUUGGGACCUUAGAAGUAAUGCUAGACAGAGAAAUGUUGAUAAAGUUUGCCCCAGCAUCAGUAGCAAUUGCCUUUGCAAGCAUUGUUUUACCUGUUCCCGGGGGACCAAAUAAAAGGAUACCUCUGCACGGCUGCACAUUUAUUUCGACAAAGCUUAAUUGUUAAAUCAUCAUAAUUUUGUAAAUCAUACAUGCCUAUAAGAGAUGCUUGUAAGCUCCUAAUUUCUCCUAAACAGGAUUAUAACAUGGACAUAAAGGCAGAGCAUCAAAAGAUUAAAGUGCAUUAAAACAAACAAAACCUUGGUUAAUUUCCCCUUGGUGUAGAGCUCAGGCCUUUGUAUGGGGAGCAUCACCAAUUUCUUCAGUGUAUCCUUCACAUCUUCAAGAGCCCCAAUAUCAUUAAAACUAACACCAAUGUCACUAGGUGUGAUGACAUUAUCCAGGAGCCUUUUCUCAUAUUCGUCUUCAAAUACAAGAUCCUGGUUGGACAACGCAAACAAUGUGAUUUAAUACUAGGAGAAAAGCUAGCUAGAACAAAUAUCAAUGGAAAAAAAAUCAUAAAAAUACCUUAAAAACCUUCUUUGAUUCAUUAUUGUUAGAGUUCAACAACUGAAGUCCAUGUAGGAUACUAUAGGAAAACAAAGCAUCAAGUCAAAUAUACAGUUUUAAAUAAGAAACAUGACAAGUUAUUGAUCACCUCUCAGCGGACAAUACAAGGUUUGAGGCGUGAUGGGUUAAAGCCCAACCAACCACCUUGUCUGCACCUGCAAUGUAAAAAAAUGUAAAGUUGGUAUAGGAGAAACAAGUUUUGACAGGCAAAUGCUAAAGCAUAAACAUACAUGCUUUCGCUUGUAAGUACCAAAUCCUUAAUACGCAAGUUUUGGAUUCCAGCACAUUCUAUUCCGCGUCGGACCAAAGCCUGUGUAACACCCCACUUUUCGUUAUUAGGUUAUUUAUUAUUUUAUCUUAAUUAUUAUUAUGCUAUAUGGUAAUUUGAUGAAUUAUGUGAUUAUAAUUUAAAUCUCAUGUGAUAUAGAAUAAGAUUUAGAUAAAUAAGGUUGUUAGGUUUUUGUGUGAGUAAUUGAGAGUGGGGCCCAAUAGUAUGACUAUUUAAGGGAUAUGAGUGAAUUAGAAAGAGAGAAAUCAGAAUUUGAGAAUUGGAGAAGUUAGCAGAGGAGAAGAAAAGAAGCGUGAAAGAGAGAAGGGGAGAAAAGAGAAGAAAAACCUAGAAUUUGAUCUUCAAGAGGUAAGGGUUUGAAUUCAUGUUUUAUGGAUUGGUAUGAUAGUGGAUAAUGAUAGAAAGCAUGAUUUAGGAACCCUAGGUUGCAAAAAUUCCCAAAUUGAAAUAGUUAGGGUUUGGUUUUUAGAUGAUUUUGGGGGUAGAUGAUAGGCUUGCAUGAUGCGCAGAAAUUUACGUUCUCUUGUACCCUUUUUCCUGCUAUGUUAAUGGCCGAAUUUGAAGAAGUAGUCUUCAUAAAAGUUGUAGGUUUUUCUGUUACGAAACUUUUGCCACUGGUUUCACGUCAUUCCGACGUCUGUAGCUCGAGUUAUGUUGAUUUUAGUGAGUAUAGGUUAAGCUGUCCAGUUUCUUACGAACUGCGGUUAGUGUACGAUUUUUCCUGAUUUUUGUACUUCGAAUUGUGACUUGAAAAUUUAUAGAGGUUUACAAAACGUGUAUACGGAACCAUGAUAAAAAUAUUAGAUUUUUCUGAGUACAUUUGAUAAUUUACAUUUGUUUAAUAGUUCAUUAGAUGUGUGGUGCGCGCACAUGGCGAGUUGCGCAGGAGGAUGUCGCGACAUGGCGAGUUGCGUAGGGAGAUGUCGUGAGAUGUCGCGACAUGGCGAGUUAUUCAGCGACAUGGCAAGUUGCGUAGGGAGAUGUCGUGAGAUGUCGCGACAUGGCGAGUUGUGCAGUGAGAUGUCGCGAGAUGGCGAACAGGAGCAUGUCGCGAGUUUUUGGGAAAAUUUAGAGAGAAAUUCAGUCUUUAGGAAAUAGUUGCAGAACCUGUUAUAUAUGAAUUAUAUUUAAUUUACAUCUAUUUUUAAUAAUCAUUAUAUGAUGUUGUUUCUGAAUUGAUGUUAUGUUUGAGAUGCUAAGUUGUUGUGAUUGCAAGUUGUAUAAUUGAUAACAUGUAAUAUGUGUUUUGUGCAACUGGUGAUGAAUAUGCUAAAAUAAUUAGGACUUGGAGAUGGUCUAAAUAUGCAUAUGUUAGUUGAGUUUUGCACAAUACACUGCAUAGUUGUCAAGAGGCAAUGUUUGCUAGUUCUCGUGGAGGCUAGUGACUUGUCCCAAAACUAGAGUGGUUUUGAAGCCUAAAGCGAGGGCUUUAUUGGUGGUUAUCUGUCUGGAGUGGACGCGGUGAUACCGCUAAGGAUAACAACUUUGGUACCAAAGGCAUUUGCACGGGUCUCACUUGAGUCAUAUGUGUUAUGGUGAUAUUUUUGGAGAGAUUUGAUGUGGUGGUAAUUAGAGACUAUUAUAUAUGUUCUAAUUGAGCUAUAAUUUAUGGAGUAUUUGCCAUAACUGUGAACUUGAUUAAUUAUGUUAAAAUUACAUAAUUUAUUAUUUGUUAGUGAAUGUGAGUAAUUUAUGUGGAGCAUAGAUAAGCUUUUACAUUAUUUAUUAUUAUGCUUAUCCAUAUGAUAUGAGUUCUCACCCUUCUGUUGGAAUGAUGUUCUAUGCGACAUCGCUGAGGUACCCAAGAUAGUGGAGCUUCUCGCGAGGGUUAGUUGGAGGAGCUAGUCUUUCAUUUACGGUUUAGUUAGGGGAGUCAUGCUCUGUUAUGUAACACCGGGAAAUGUUUAGUUUUGUACCUUGAUGUUAAGAGUUACCUAUGAACUCUCUUUAUGUUAAAUUUUGGAGUUGAAAUAAAUUCGCUGUGCUAUGCAUAUGAUGUUGCGACAUUAAAGUUGGAAAAUUUAUAUAUUUAUUAUGAGCAUGACAGGUGUUUUGAUUUA